CUUGUGUGAACAGGCAGAUGAGUGCAGACAGCAGCAACGGCGACAAUGCAGGACAAGCAGCAGCCAUUGCAAAGCUGCUCGCAAUGCACGCCAGCGCAGCAGCAGCACCCGACAUUGAGCUCCGCGUCAGCAGCCCGUGCAUGGGCAUCGAGCCAGAAGUCUACAAGUGGCCGCUGCGGCCGAUCGACGAGUUUGACCCAGCAACCGACCUGCUCAAUACAAUCCGACUCGUCGCGAGGGACUUUCAGCCGGAAGGGAUGCCGGAUUACACGUAUACCGUGAACACGGUCAAGCGCACCGAUUUGGCCGCAAUGACAAGGCUCCUAGACACAUUCAAUGCAGAGGUAGAACGGCUCAAGCCAAUCCGACAUGCUCGCCUCGAGCGGGAGCGGCAGCUGGAGCCGGACGGUCCCAUGAACCCAUCCUCGUCGACAGCGUCGCAGUCAACGCCCGCCACGGCCAGCUACUCGCGGUUGCCGUUCGAUCUCGUGUCGCACAUCAUGACACAGGUCUACAACAGAGUCAUCACCGAUCCGCGGACACUGAACGGCUACAAGGGCUUCUCGGCGGAAGUGUACGGCGAAGUCAACUUUGAAAUGAUUCACUGCCUCGUCGAGAAGGUGCCCAUCACCAAGGACGACAUUUUCAUUGAUCUCGGCUCUGGAGUCGGCCAGGCUGUGCUGCAGGUGGCGCUCCAGACGGGGUGCCGCACCUACGGCAUCGAAAAGCGCGACAUUUGCGCAAACGGGCCCUUUGAACUGGCCCAUGGCGACUUUCUCGAGGACGAAGUGCGGCCACGCAUCAAAGGCGCCACCAUCAUUUUCGUCAACAACUACGUGUUCGAUCCCCAACUCAAUCUCUCCCUUCGCCAGCGGUUUGAAGAGCUGCUCGAGCACGGGGCCAAGAUUGUGUCGUCUUCGGCGUUUGCACCGUUGGAAAAGGUCAAGCUCACAUCGCGCAACGUCGGCUCGCUCGAAAGCGUCAUGCGAGUCCGGUGCAUUCGUUAUGGUGGGCAAGGCGUGUCCUGGACCAACAAGUCUGUUCCAUUCUUUGUCCACCGGGUUGAUUAUACGCGCUUGUGGCGGUUUUUGCAAAAGCAAAGCGCCUCUGCCGGAGCCACGUCGCGCUCAACGCGUUCGCGCGGGGAAACGUCGCGCCGACGCUCGGGAAGGUACGAUGUCGAUUCGGAGGACCAGCAGGAGCUCCAGGAUGACAGUACCUCGAGCCCCGAAACCGACGACGAUGACAUUGUGGUCGCGGAUUACGGGCAUACCGGGGUGAAAUCCCUCAACCUUUCGCCAUUCUUUUCCGGUGGCCGGCGCCACCGCCAGCCGUCGCGUUCCACACCCGGUUCGAGCACGUCAUCCCCUCGGCCCACUCGCCCGAGCUCCCCAUCCUAUCCAAGCAGUGGCUCACGUGGCCAACGACCAUCGCGAAAAUCCAUUUCGAUGAACGUGAGCCCUCUGCCGAACUUUGCUCCGUCGCCAUCGCCUCAAACGGCCUCUCCGCCAUCUUCCCGACACGACAGUCGGAGUCGGCAUCGUCGCCGUCAGCGGCAGCGCCAGGAACGACAAGCUCAACUACAACGCGAGGACGACCACCGUAGCGACGACUUUUCUCGUGCAGUGCCAACAUCACCAGUGCUGCGUGCAGCUCCUCGUUUGCCCGACUUUGUUCCUCUCGGGUUUGAGGACACGCUGAAUGCAAAUGUGGAAGAUCUCACCGACGAGAUGCUUGAGGCGAUGGCGCUGUACUGCCCGCUGUCUGACGAAGCGCCGCCCGUGUCCAACUUUGAACAAGACCGGGAUUUGAUGCAGUACAUUGAGCAGCUCUCCGACCCCAACACUUCCGAUGCGGCCUAUAGCUUUCAGGCGGCUGGCGCGUUGGCAACGCUUGUGCAGCACACCUAUCUCAAAGCAUUCAAGAUGAUUGCGUCGCUUGGCUCACCGGGCGAGCUUCUCGAGCUCCGAGCUCAGCUAGAGCGUGAGAAGGAGGCCUUGAAUGUUUGCAAAGAUGCGCAGCAGCGAUUGUCAUCAGAGUCUCAACUGUUGACUCUUCAGAUCAGCGCACUGCUCAGAGACCGCGGCCUUGACGUGUCGUUUGAUUCUCCAACAGCUGCAGUCGAUCUCGUGCAUAAUAUCGCGCGAGUCUCGUCGCACGGCUCACCAGCAACCAGUCAAAGUUUAUUCGCGCAGCCUCGCACGAUGCCCAUGAAAACCGAUUGAUUACCACCACCACCACCACCACUGUUUGUUUGUUUUGAGAUUGCUUCGCUUUGUUUUUUUUUUUGAUGAAAAAUCGUUGUGUAUGAUACAGGAUAGCACAGACCA
Molecule: messenger RNA, 2330 nt
Organism: Capsaspora owczarzaki ATCC 30864
Lineage: Eukaryota; Filasterea; Ministeriida; Capsasporidae
Exons: 6
Coding region: 18-2225 (735 amino acids)
Biological process (GO): regulation of transcription regulatory region DNA binding; DNA damage checkpoint signaling; DNA repair
Cellular component (GO): nucleus
Molecular function (GO): histone H3K79 methyltransferase activity
Source: RefSeq, a predicted model, not a curated record